Messenger RNA from Ilex paraguariensis (yerba mate), 855 nucleotides. The record is from the annotation of a GenBank genome assembly. Lineage: Eukaryota; Viridiplantae; Streptophyta; Magnoliopsida; Aquifoliales; Aquifoliaceae.
AUGAUUCCGAAUGUUUCAGUCAUGUUACGGGUGCUCCUCCUCCUAUGUGUUUGUAUAGCAAUGGCAGAGGCAAAAUACAAAAUAUAUAAGGACCCGAAACAGCCUGUUAGUGUUCGAGUUGAGGACCUUCUACAUCGAAUGACUCUAGUAGAGAAGAUUGGUAAAAUGGUGCAAAUUGAUCGGACCAAUAUUACUGCUAAGAAGGGUUCACUGUCCACUAGACUUGGGAUUCCAAUGAUUUAUGGAAUUGAUACUGUUCAUGGUCACAAUAAUGUCUACAAGGCUACCAUAUUUCCUCAUAAUGUUGGUCUUGGGGCAACCAGGGAUCCAGCCCUUGUGAAGAGAAUUGGUGCUGCAACUGCUCUUGAAGUUAGAGCUACAGGCAUUCCUUAUGCUUUCACUCCAUGCAUUGCGGUAUGCAGAGAUCCAAGAUGGGGACGAACCAAGGUUGUGGCCUGUGCGAAACACUUUGUGGGUGAUGGUGGCACGACGAAAGGGAUCAAUGAAAACAACACGGUGAUUGACUGGCAAGGACUGCUCAAAUUUCACAUGCUUGCUUAUCUCGACUCCAUCAGGAAGGGACUGCUCAAAAUUCACAUGCUUGCUUAUCUCGACUCCAUCAGGAAGGGUGUGGCAACCAUAAUGGUGUUCUAUUCAAGUAGGAAUGGGAAAAAAAUGCAUGCAAAUUAUGAUCUUGUCACCAAGUACCUCAAGGGCACCCUUGGAUUCAAGGGUUUUGUCAUCUCAGAUUGGCAAGGUAUUGAUAGAAUCACGUCACCACCCCAUGCAAAUUACACAUACUCCGUUCAAACUGCAAUUCAUGCCGGCCUUGGCAUGGUGAGGACACUGCUCUAA